Molecule: messenger RNA, 965 nt
Organism: Rosa rugosa (rugosa rose)
Lineage: Eukaryota; Viridiplantae; Streptophyta; Magnoliopsida; Rosales; Rosaceae
Product: small ribosomal subunit protein uS3y-like
Exons: 6
Coding region: 126-869 (247 amino acids)
Biological process (GO): translation
Cellular component (GO): cytosolic small ribosomal subunit; nucleus
Molecular function (GO): RNA binding; structural constituent of ribosome
Source: RefSeq, a predicted model, not a curated record
UAUAAAUUGAUAAGAAUGUUGGCCUCGCAGUGCCUCGGCAGAUGAAAAUUAGGGUUUGCUGCAAGUAAUAUCCGAUAGCGCCGCAGCUCAGUCCCGGUUACUAGUUCACUCAAAUCUUGCCCAGCAUGGCGACUCAGGUUCAGAUGAGCAAGAAACGAAAGUUCGUCGCCGACGGAGUUUUCUUUGCUGAACUGAAUGAGGUUCUGACCAGAGAGCUCGCCGAGGAUGGUUACUCCGGUGUCGAAGUGAGGGUCACCCCCGUCCGCACUGAGAUCAUCAUUAGAGCCACUCGCACCCAGAAUGUUCUCGGUGAGAAGGGGAGGAGGAUUAGAGAGCUAACCUCUGUAGUACAGAAGAGGUUCAAGUUUCCCGAGGGAAGUGUAGAGCUUUAUGCCGAGAAGGUUAACAAUAGGGGACUUUGUGCCAUUGCGCAGGCCGAGUCCCUCCGGUACAAACUCCUUGGAGGGCUUGCCGUUCGCAGGGCAUGCUAUGGUGUUUUGAGAUUUGUCAUGGAGAGUGGCGCAAAAGGAUGUGAGGUUAUUGUAAGUGGAAAGCUCAGGGCACAACGUGCCAAGUCGAUGAAGUUUAAGGAUGGCUAUAUGAUAUCCUCCGGUCAACCUGUUAAUGAGUACAUUGACUCCGCUGUUAGGCACGUUCUUCUUAGACAGGGUGUGCUCGGUAUUAAGGUGAAGAUCAUGCUUGACUGGGAUCCCAAGGGGAAGCAGGGACCAAUGACCCCUCUCCCUGAUUUGGUGACCAUCCAUACUCCCAAGGAAGAACUCUAUACUCCAGCUCCUCCAGCGGCAGCAAUCAACAUAGAUGCACUUCCAUCUCCUGUUGCCAUUCCUGUUCCUGUUCCAGUAGUUUAAUCUGAAUUAGGUUGUUCUCACCUUUAUGUAGCAUCUUUGCAGCAGUUUUUUGUUUCAAUGAUGAGAGGAAACUUAAUGUUUCAUAUGGUUUGCAUA